This is a messenger RNA of Cornus florida, 1406 nucleotides long. RefSeq names its product ABC transporter I family member 20. The record is from RefSeq and is a predicted model, not a curated record. The coding region runs from base 52 to 1041 and encodes 329 amino acids. The transcript is spliced from 7 exons. Gene Ontology annotation, molecular function: ATP hydrolysis activity; ATP binding. Lineage: Eukaryota; Viridiplantae; Streptophyta; Magnoliopsida; Cornales; Cornaceae.
ACUUAGCUCAAUACAACAACUCUCUCUCUAUUUCUCUCUCUAAGAAGAAGAAUGGCGGUGAAGCAGAAUUCGAAUCCAACGGUGGCGAUCAACAACCUCAGGUUCACCUACCCUGGAAUCGACGGCCACCCUCCGCCUGGCUCCACACCUCUGAUCGAUCAUUUUACUCUCACUCUCAAUUCCGGCGAUCGCUGCCUUCUCGUCGGAUCUAACGGCGCUGGGAAAACCACAAUUCUGAAGAUAUUGGGAGGGAAGCACAUGGUGGAGCCAGAUAUGGUUCGUGUGCUCGGAAGAUCGGCGUUCCAUGACACCAAUCUCACGUCCUCCGGUGAUCUCUCUUAUCUUGGUGGCGAGUGGAGGAGAGAAGUGGCUUUUGCUGGUUUUGAGGUUCCAAUACAGAUGGAUGUUUCUGCUGAGAAAAUGAUAUUUGGGGUAGCAGGAAGUAAUCCUCAAAGAAGAGCUGAACUUAUCAAGGUGCUAGACAUUGAUCUAUCUUGGAGAAUGCACAAGGCAUCUGAUGGUCAGAGAAGGCGAGUGCAGAUCUGUAUGGGUCUGCUAAAGCCAUUCAAGGUUCUUCUUCUUGAUGAGAUUACGGUUGACCUCGAUGUGCUUGCAAGGGCUGACCUUCUGAAGUUUCUCAAAAAGGAAUGUGAAGAGCGAGGUGCUACAAUUAUCUAUGCUACACAUAUCUUUGAUGGUCUUGAGGAUUGGCCAUCACAUAUUGUUUAUGUGGCUUACGGGAAGUUGCAAUUAGCAAUGCCAAUGGACAAAAUUAAGGAGACUAGCAAUUUGUCACUAAUGAGAACAGUUGAGAGUUGGCUGAGGAAAGAAAGAGAUGAGGAGAGGAAAAGAAGGACAGAGAGGAAGGCAAACGGUCUUUUAGAUUUUGAAAAACAAGUUGAGGGCAGUCGUGUGACUGGGGAUCCAGCCCAAGCUGCCAUCCGUGCAUUGAACAAUGGUUGGGCUGCAGGAAGGCUGCAUUCCACCAUUGCUGGUGAAGAAAAUUUUGUCCUGAGCUCAAACAGAGUUCUGAGGCAGUAGUUAUAUUUUUACUAAUAACAAAAACCUCCAAAAGUUGAGGUGCCGAAGUGGAACAAGGUUCAUAUUUCCUCCUAUUGCUCCUUCAUUUUUAUUUAGUAGUCUCUACUUUCACACACGCGCGCACACAUACAUAAAAAGUAAAAGGAGUCUCAUAGAUUGGUUCAUGAUUAGUAUUGUGCUUCCUUCUGUAUCAAUUUGUAAUUCAUAUAUAUCUUCUCCCUAAUGUUAAGUUGUUAUUUUGCAUUUAAAAUAACAGAUAAAAUUCAUUAUUUUUUUCCCACAUAUUUUGCGUAAUACUUGUAUGAGAAACUAAGACGCUGUUUAGGCUCUUAUGAAUUGGAAUGAGAAUAAAAUUCCUAAUGUAA